Phoenix dactylifera (date palm) is the source of this 2560-nucleotide messenger RNA. RefSeq lists its product as uncharacterized. The record is from RefSeq and is a predicted model, not a curated record. Lineage: Eukaryota; Viridiplantae; Streptophyta; Magnoliopsida; Arecales; Arecaceae.
UUUCCUCUCGCUAAUAAGUGUCUCUUGGACGAGGAGAAUUCUUUUUACUAAAUAAAGUAAUAAAUAUGCCGAGAGUUAUAGAGAGCGCGCGCGCGAGCGCCUCUGAGAUCGAUCUGUUCUCCUCCUAUUCUCCUCUUCCCUGGGCUCUUUAGGGUUUCGGUUUCCCUUCGUUUUCUUCUUUUCUUGGAUCUUCUUCUUCUUCUUCGUCUCUUUUGCUCUUGCUCUCUAGGAAUUGGGAUUGGGAUUGAGAAUUGCAUUUGGAUUUGGUUUCGGGGAUCUGUAGUUGGGUGGAGAGAGAGGGGAGACAUGAAGUCGUCGCUGAGGAAGCUGCGGGGUUUCGCGCUCCACAGGCACGACUCCAAAAAGAAGAGGGAGCACCACCCCCCGACGCACCAGGACGAGCUCCUCCAGGCCUCCCAGGACAUGUCUGACAUGAGGAAUUGCUAUGAUAAUUUACUUUAUGCUGCGGCUGCCACUGCAAAUAGUGCACACGAGUUCUCAGAAGCCUUGAGGGAAAUGGGCACUUGUCUACUUGACAAAACUGCAUUAAAUGAUGAUGAAGAAAGUGGUCAUGUUUUAUUACUGCUGGGGAAAGUGCAGUUUGAACUUCAGAAACUUGUAGAUAGCUAUCGUGUGCAUAUUGUUAAGACCAUCACAACCCCAUCAGAGUCUCUUCUGAAGGAACUUCAAACAGUAGAGGAGAUGAAACGCCAGUGUGAUGAUAAAAGAGAUAUGUAUAAGUUCAUGCUAGCGGCACAAAGAGAAAAAGGAAGGUCAAAAAAUGCCAAUGGUGAAAGUUUUUCUCCACAGCUGUUGCAAGCAGCUCAAGAAGAUUAUCAACAAGAGGCAACCCUUUUUGUUUUUCGCUUAAAAUCAUUAAAGCAAGGGCAGUCCCGAAGUCUUUUGACACAGGCUGCUCGUCACCAUGCUGCACAGUUAAAUUUCUUUAGGAAAGGAGUAAGGUCUCUUGAGGUGGUUGAGCCACAUGUCAAAGCAAUAGCUGAACAACACCAUAUUGAUUAUCAGUUCAGUGGACUUGAGGAUGACACAGAGGACGACGAUGAUGAUGAUGCAGAUGAAAAUAAUUAUGAUGGUAAUGAUGAUGAUGAGUUGAGUUUUGCCUAUGGACAAAAUAACCAUGGUCAAGGUCAUUCUGUAUAUAGAAACUCAACGGAGGUGAGAAGAUACCUGUUAGAUCAACUGGACCAAACAAAUGCCCCAACAUCAACUACUGAAACUGCACAGGAAAAUAUAGACCACAGCCAAGCAGAAACUCCAUUCAGUAGGGGGCCUAGGGUUGUUAGCCUAUCAGAACCACUUUUAGCAGAUAAAAGGUUCGAACCAUCUGAAAGGAUAAAACAAAUGCAGCCUUCAUCAACAAGGAAGUUUCACACUUAUGUUCUGCCUACACCAGUUGACGUGAAAAGCUCAGAUUUAGCAGGGUCAGGUACUUCAGUUUCUGCACCUCGGCUAGAAAGAAAGGAUGGCUGGCCAACACAGUUGUGGCAUUCCUCACCAUUGCGGCCAAACAUGCAUGUGAAAGAAUUCAGAAAUGAUGAACUGUCAAGCCCUACCAGAUUGCGUAAAGCACAGUUGGUACUUAAAGAAAGCAAUGCGAAUAGUGGUCCCAUCAGAAUGCCCUCUCCUUUGAAUGAAGGGCUUCCGUUGCCACAGGCAAAUCUACUCAAUGCUUUGGACUCUAACAGGAUAAAGAGACAAGCUUACUCGGGUCCAUUGACAAGUCAAGCACGGCCAGGCAAGCCCACAUUUUCAGUGGAUUAUCAUCUUGCAGCUUCUGCAAAGCCAACACAUUUUCCCAUGCCUCAGCCAUCGACGUCACAAAACAUGUCCCCUAGGGCCUCACCUCCUAUAGCAUCACCAAGAAUUAAUGAACUUCACGAGCUUCCAAGACCUCCAAACAGUUCAGUGAAAUCUGCAAGACCAUCUAGUAUAAUCGGUCAUUCAGCUCCUUUAGUAUGCAGAGGUCAAGAGCUUUAUGCAACAAGUAAAAUGCAACUAAAUGCAUCACAAACAGCAUCACCACUACCAACACCACCUGUGGUUAUGGCUCGUAGUUUUUCUAUACCCUCUAGUAGUCCAGGAACACCAUCGCUAGCAAUUGCUAAGAUGUUGGAGGUUCCUCAAAAUCAGAGCAGAACUACAGAUGUAUCUUCACCUCCUCUGAGACCAAUAUCUUUGAUAAACGUACAGUCCACAUCAACAAUUUCAGAAUCAGUAGCUCAGGCCACAAAAGCAAAGGACCUUUGUGAUCAGAACUCACUUUAGCUGUUCAAAGACAAUGAAAUGGACAGCAGUCUCCUCAUGCGGUUUGUGUAUAUAAUAAUUCUUAGUUCCCCCUUGUAAUCUUGGUUUUUGUCAGCUAUUGAUUAUGAUUUUUAGGAGAACAAGCGCCAAUGCGUCAAAUAAGGAAUCUAUUUGGUGUACUGUGAUACAUUACUUAAGCAUUUUGUUUUGUGACAUCCAUUAGAGCUUCUUUUCUUCCUCAUACCCACUUUAUUCUCUCCCUUCAGUGAUCAGAAAUGAAAGACUUUAUUGUGAA